Molecule: messenger RNA, 3655 nt
Organism: Ectocarpus sp. CCAP 1310/34
Lineage: Eukaryota; Phaeophyceae; Ectocarpales; Ectocarpaceae
Source: the annotation of a GenBank genome assembly
AUGAUGGAUGCUGUGGGCGGUGUAGUACUCGACCAUGCUGACACGACUCGGAGCGAAAGGCGUGUGAUAGAAGAGAGCAUAGGGCGUGGAGGAAUCAGCGCUGUCCGAGCGGGCUCGGCUGCUAUGUUCAGUGCAUCAUCCUCCGUUCGUAGCGACACAACGAAAACUACCAAGACUGGCAGCGAGAGAAAGCGGCGAUGGGCGGUCUGUGCGGCGAAGGUGAAAGCAGGGGUGCUGAGAGCGAACACGUUCGUCACCAGUAGUGACAGCGAGAGCUGCAGCGGUAGCAGCGAGAGCGAACACGAACGUGAAGGUGACAUCGACAAAGGGUCCGACUCAGGGGUUCAAGAUUGUGGGUCCCGCCCUCAUUCUCUUAAGAGGGCUCCUUCUAUGUCAUUUCCCUGCACACUUGACCUCGCCGCACAAGUACAAGCUCGAGAGAUGCCCGACUCAGGAGCUGAACCGAGUGUCGUGUGCCCUAGACCAUGUGGUGAUGCGGUGACGAUUCUCAACGGCGCUACCAGCACAGAGGGCGGGAGAGUUAUCAUCGUUCGAGACCGCCCCGACCAAGCCGCCCGAGAUGACGUGGAGGCUGACACGGACGUAGCGGCUGAAGCCGAUUCGGGCGCCAAUAUUGGUGGUGGUGCUGCAGAUACACCGGUGUGUUCGCCGCCUGAUGCGACCGUGGACGCGCUCGUCGAUCCGCUCUCGCUUGCCCGGGAGGCCGGGGAAGGAGAGGGUGCGGGGGAGGAAGAAGAUUACGCGUUGUGGGAGCUGUCUUCCUCAAGCGAGGAGAACAACGCGCUCUCACCGACACGGCCGAGAUCGACGUCGAGAUCGAGGGUGAGGCGGAGAGAUGGCGGCCGAGAGAAUGGACACGGACACGAUAAGUCCCCCCCGCGCGCAAUUUCGUCGGCCCAACAAGUGCUUCCGGAGUCGCCGGGGUCGUAUGUCGCGCGCAUGAGCCGAAUCUUGGCUCACGUGCGGCAGACCACGAGCCCAAGCGCGUCUGCGACCAAUAGCCCGGCUCCCGACAGCGGGAGAAAGGUAUUCGGCCGCCCCUUGGGAGGUUCCUCUUCCGGCAGCAACGAAAUUGCUGUCGGGGGCGAAACUACUGUCGGCGGCGAGACUGUCGCUCCGGUCGAGGACUGCUUGGAAGAUUCCGAGAUGGUUGAGCAACAACAGCCCGGCAUUAGCGCUGUCGAUAGGACGGAAACAUCACCGUCGGAGGGGCUGGGUAUCGAGCACCGGCGCUUGGGAGGGGCCGUGGGGAUAAAUCAGAAGCCAACGGCUCCGGAUCAGAAGCGAUGGCAAGGCGGGAGGGUGUUGGAGGGGGCAAAACUUGGUGAGGAACAUCGUGGACUCGUCUACCACGAACAGCAGCCGGAGAACCGCGGCGAUCUGGAGGUCAUGAUUGCGGCAGUCUCGGCAAUGGUCGGGAUGACCGUGCCCAAGCAAUACCAGUGGAUCCUAUGGAUCGGGUGCUGCGCGAUUACGGUGUGGUUCCCGUUGCGGCGACAUUUCCGGUGGCGGUUGCGGCGGGGGCCGGAUGCUUCGGCGUGGCAGCAGCCGUCGCGGGAAGUCCUCAUUGAUGCCGGUGACGGUCUAGACCCACCUCCGCCGUACGACGAUAUCGAUAUCGAUGUCCAUGUCGAUGGUGUGGACGUUGGUGGCACGGGAGUUCUCCCGACGGCAGGUGGACCACCAGCACCUUCCCACGAAAAUAUAGACGGUAGAACUGGAACACCGAUGUUCCGUGGCGACUCAGAGAAAAGUAUGGAGGCGGGGGAGGGUGUAGGUGAAAGCAGCGGUGUCUUGGGCGGGGGGGAAAAGCCCGAGGAAGAGCUCGAGGAACGGUACCAGCAACUGCUGGCAGGCCUGUCGAAGAAAGAGCUAGAGUUUGUCGAAUCGGCUGGAGAUGAGGAGAAAACAAGGCUGCUACAGCAGUGCUUGGAGUACGCGAACUACGACAUGGCAGGGGCUGUCAAGGUGUGUAGCACUUUCUGCAAGUUUAGACUCCAGGAGGGUUGGGACCUGGUGCUCUCUGCUCGAGAGCUGGAAACUCCUCUCCGAAGCAGGGUGCACACUUUGACGACGAACAGAGAUAGGACUGGGCGAGGGGUGCUGACGUUCUCUCCGGGUAAAUUGGACAUGGACAAGGCCCCGCCGGCCGCUUACCACAAGAUGCUCUGCUACGUCUUGCAAGAGGUUAUUAAGGAUAAAGAGCUGCAGACAAAGGGUCUCGUUCUUCUUGUCGACGCAAGGGGCGUGGGCUUCGGACUACUGAGGCGCUUUACUCUGGUGGACUACAAGAGGGGACUGCGCAUGCUAGGCGGGGCCUUUCCAGCGAAGGUCAAAGCUAUUCGCAUCCUGCACCUCAACCGAGUCAUCCGCUUCGCUCUCUCCAUCGCCAUGCCGCUUCUCUCGGCAAAGAUGAGGGCCAGGCAAUGUAAGGUGGAGUUCGUCACCGACGAAAGGGCCAGCGAUGGGAGCUUCACUAAGGAGCUGGCAGACCCGUCCUCAAUACCGGUGGAGCUGGGCAUCAAAGGGACCUGGACCGGAUCCCAUGACUUUUGGGAUGAGUGGGUUGGACGGAGGGUUGCUGAGCAUGAGUCCGAACGGUAGUGUUUUCAUGAGGGUUAGUUAAUGUGGCAUCUUGGGCCUAUUUCUAAAUUUGCAAAUUUCGCGUCGUUUAUGUUCAGGGCUCGUUAGGGCGACGUUAGACUUGGCGCUAUGUCCGCUGUGCCUCGCGGUCCUUUUCAGAGAACCUGCUCUGGCGCCUUCAAGAGACCACUGUAUUUUGGAGGAAUCAGUAGAUUUUGGAAGUGAAGUACGGGACGGGCAUGGAAUGGUCAAGUGCAAGUGCUGAGACUCAACAGACCUCCGGUUCUAAACAAAUGGUGGCCAGUUCUCAAACCAGCUGGGUGUGAUGUUGGAGCAGUGCGACAUGUCAGAUAUGUGCAGAGUAACUGAAUCGGGGUCGACAUGCGCUUGAGGGAGGUGACAGGUGCUCGGGGGUAUUCCUGUUUAACAAAAUCAUGCUUUGACGUGUUUUGAACGCUGAAUGCGUUCACACGAUAGUUUUGCUGCCCCAUGAGUGCUUCGGGUCACUCCCUACCCCCCCCUCGCGUGCUCGGGAAGAAAAAACGAUCUUGUGUUCUGUUAGGCUUGCUCUUUGUUUCUCCUAGUGUAUGUGCGGCAUUGCCUCCGCGAUAUAUCGCGGGUUGUGUAUUUUCGUUUUGUGUACUGUCGCGUUCCAGUUAAUAGUUGCCGAGAAUCUAAAAACAUCAUGUACAAUAGCCAAAUGCUGCGCGUACUUGGGAUUGUUCAACAUUGCCAGAACUGCACCGAUUGUUGUGAGGUGGUGCUGUCAACGUGAUUGUAGUGUGUCCUGUUGCAUGUAGGAAAUUCUGAUUCUAAUCUUUUCGCCUGAAUUCUCGCCUUUGCGUCCUGUUCCUUUUUCACUUACCGCUUUGAGUGUGUUAUUUUCCGUUCAUCUGAGCCCCUCCCCAGCUCGAAUUUCGAGGUCUCGAUCAGACUACGAACACGUAGGCAAGUGCACUGUCCGAGGAUGAGAAGUGCAUCACGCUAUCGCGGCGACAUGAAGCGGCGUCAUUCAAGAUCAACUAGUAAGUGAAUGUUUGGGCGCUUGCAC